Dipodomys spectabilis (banner-tailed kangaroo rat) is the source of this 1554-nucleotide messenger RNA. Its product is annotated as vegetative cell wall protein gp1-like. The transcript has 3 exons. Lineage: Eukaryota; Metazoa; Chordata; Mammalia; Rodentia; Heteromyidae. The coding region runs from base 1 to 1554 and encodes 517 amino acids. The record is from RefSeq and is a predicted model, not a curated record.
AUGAGCCAGGACGAGAGGCCACCCACAGUUCUCCAACCUGGGCAGGACCUGGCGCUCCGGCCCGAUGGGCCAGGACAGUCCCAGACUGCAAGGCCUCCACUCUCACCCAAGGGGGUCCAUGCCAAUGAGGAGAGACCUGCCCACGGGGUCUUCUGGAAGACUGCCUCCCCCAGCCCGCCUCUGGACUGCACCUCACCCCUGCCUCCCCCAGCCCGCCUCUGCACUGCCUCACCCCUGCCUCCCCCAGCCCGCCUCUGCACUGCCUCAACCCUGCCUCCCCCAGCCCGCCUCUGCACAGCACCUCACCCCUGCCUCCCCCAGCCCGCCUCUGCACUGCACCUCACCCCUGCCUCCCCCAGCCCGCCUCUGCACUGCACCUCACCCCUGCCUCCCCCAGCCCGCCUCUGCACUGCCUCACCUCUGCCUCCCCCAGCCCGCCUCUGCACUCCUCACCCCUGCCUCCCCCAGCCCGCCUCUGCACUGCCUCACCCCUGCCUCCCCCAGCCCGCCUCUGCACUGCCUCCCCCCUGCCUCCCCAGCCCGCCUCUGCACUGCACCUCACCCCUGCCUCCCCCAGCCCGCCUCUGCACUGCCUUACCCCUGCCUCCCCAGCCCGCCUCUGCACUGCACCUCACCCCUGCCUCCCCCAGCCCGCCUCUGCACUGCCUCACCCCUGCCUCCCCCAGCCCGCCUCUGCACUGCCUCCCUCUGCCUCCCCCAGCCCGCCUCUCCCGCCUCUGCACUGCCUCACCCCUGCCUCCCCAGCCCGCCUCUGCACUGCACCUCACCCCUGCCUCCCCAGCCCGCCUCUGCACUGCCUCCCCCUGCCUCCCCCAGCCCGCCUCUGCACUGCACCUCACCCCUGCCUCCCCCAGCCCGCCUCUGCACUGCCUCCCCCCUGCCUCCCCCAGCCCACCUCUGCACUCCUCACCCCUGCCUCCCCCAGCCCGCCUCUGCACUGCCUCCCCCCUGCUUCCCCCAGCCCGCCUCUGCACUGCUUCCCCCCUGCCUCCCCCAGCCCGCCUCUGCACUGCCUCACCCCUGCCUCCCCCAGCCCGCCUCUGCACUGCACCUCACCCCUGCCUCCCCCAGCCCGCCUCUGCACUGCCUCCCCCCUGCUUCCCCCAGCCCACCUCUGCACUGCCUCCCCCCUGCCUCCCCAGCCCGCCUCUGCACUGCCUCACCCCUGCCUCCCCCAGCCCGCCUCUGCACUGCCUCACCCCUGCCUCCCCCAGCCCGCCUCUGCACUGCCUCACCCCUGCCUCCCCCAGCCCGCCUCUGCACUGCCUCACCUCUGCCUCCCCAGCCCGCCUCUGCACUGCCUCCCCCCUGCUUCCCCCAGCCCACCUCUGCACUGCACCUCACCCCUGCCUCCCCAGCCCGCCUCUGCACUGCCUCCCCCUGCCUCCCCAGCCCGCCUCUGCACUGCCUCCCUCUGCCUCCCCCAGCCCGCCUUUGCACUCUAACCCCCCGGGGAUAGACAGCCAGGACUACAGUCCAGAAGGGCACAGAAAGGCACAGCAGGGCCUUCCCAACCCCAGCAGCCCUCCCUGA